AUGAGGCUGUUAUUGGCCACUUUGUUUCUGGUUCAGUUGCUGUUUUCUUUAGCGCAUGUAGUACCUUCUAAUAAUCAGGUCCUGAAUUGUGAUGAUGAGGAGGCCCAUCAGGCAGCUGCAGUAGCAGUUCAGUACAUCAAUGCACAUCACCAUAGUGGAUACAAGUUCACUUUGAACCAGGUGGAGAAAAUUAUACCUCUUCCUUCGCAUGGGGCCGAUGAAAUUUAUUUUUUCGAAUUAGAUCUUUUGGAGACGUUAUGUUCACAUGUGAGUUCAACACCAAUAGAACAAUGUGCUGUGAGACCGAAGAUUGAACAGGCAGUAGAAGCGGAUUGUGAUUUCAAAAUGAGGAAGCAUAAUAACACCUUUGAGGUCCUUAGGGGGAAAUGCAAGUCGGAAAUAAAAUCUACAGAGAAGUUACGUCGGAUGUGCCCAGGCUGCCCUCUGUUGGCACCUUUUAAUGACAGCCGGGUUGUGCAUGCUGUUGAUGUGGCACUGCAUAAAUUUAAUAGUGGAAACAAUACAAGCUAUUAUAACCUUCAUGAGAUUGGCCGUGGGCGAGUUCAGCACUAUGCCUCUUGUUCUGGGACAGUGGUGAAACUCCCUGGAGUAGCUGAUGAAGAUGUCACUGUGAAAUGUGUAAUCCAUGAACCCCAGCCCAGAAAAGAUGCUCAAGCUCCACAGCCUGCUCCAGUGGCACCUGUCGUACCUGGUUUUAUACCCUCACGUUUCCACCAUAACCUUCAUUUUAAUAACCUGGGUAUCCACUCAUCCGAAUCCAACUCCGCUGAACAUCAUCUUCUGGCUGCCCAUGCACAACGGGCUGUCAAGAGGUCAUUGACAGGAGAGCCAGUACAAACUAGUGUGGGAAGGCCUCCUUUGUGCCCUGGGAGAAAAAUACACUUCUAA
Molecule: messenger RNA, 909 nt
Organism: Nanorana parkeri
Lineage: Eukaryota; Metazoa; Chordata; Amphibia; Anura; Dicroglossidae
Gene: AHSG
Product: alpha 2-HS glycoprotein
Exons: 6
Coding region: 1-909 (302 amino acids)
Biological process (GO): negative regulation of endopeptidase activity
Cellular component (GO): extracellular region; extracellular matrix; blood microparticle
Molecular function (GO): cysteine-type endopeptidase inhibitor activity
Source: RefSeq, a predicted model, not a curated record